Messenger RNA from Rotaria sp. Silwood2, 249 nucleotides. NCBI's taxonomy places the organism in Eukaryota, Metazoa, Rotifera, Eurotatoria, Philodinida, Philodinidae. The record is from the annotation of a GenBank genome assembly.
AUGCAUCACGAUCGUUCUUUUACUCAUAUAGAAUAUCUUAGUUGUCAACAUGAUGUCGAUUUAAAUAUACCUGAACUUUUAAAUAAUAUACCGACAACAAUAUCAAAUAUAGUUAUUGGUCAUCCUUAUAAAGCAACACCUUCUCAUUUUCACCAUUUCGUUACACCGGAUUGGCUUGAACAAAAUACACGAUUACGUAAUUUUUCAUAUUACUGCAAUGAAUGUAAUGCUGUAAGUCUGUGGCUCUAG